CAGAAGCCUUGUCAGAUUACAAACUGACAGAUAAAAUGAUCAACAAUCUGGAUUAAUCACCAUCAUAACUAGUUAGUAAACAACCGUAGGGUAUGGGACAUAACACCAAAACAUCCAAUUCUUUAUUCGGAACACGUUGCAAUGGCAACGAAUGUUUUAUUAUCUGAAUGCCAAAAGACAUGUCACUGUCGAUUAAGCCCCAGCAAGCCAGCACCCUCAAGCUUUUGUGGUAGCGGUUCAAGAUCCUCGUCGCCGACGCCCGAAAGGGCGGUCUCCCUUCCCAACCUAGACAAAUCUAUACCAAUAUUAAAACCUGAAAUAGUAAUAGAGGAACGAAGAUGGUGCCCAUACCCUAUGAUCAUUCGACAUUACAUAGAAAAACCAAAGUCAUCAGAAAAGUUUAUGGCAUUAAAAAAAUGGUAUAAAUGUAAUCAGGAAAAAAGAAAAAAGAAAGCCGAACAGAAAAAGGAUAUGCAAAGAGUACUCGCAGAAAAAGAGCGGAUAGAAAGAGAGCGUUGCUUAAAAGAAUUACGAAGAUUGCAUUCCCAUCAUCAAUCUCUCUGCUGCAGAUCACAAUCAUUGCCAACCUUCAGCAAAUCAUCCAAACCAGCAAAAUCAUGCAAAAUAAGUUAUAAAACUCGCGCAACCACUGCAAAGGACAACAGGUGCAAAAUCAAAAAACUGAAGAAAAGAAGAAAAGAUGAAUGUAGAAGAAGAUCUUCCCCGUUCGGCUGCAUCAAGUUCUGUUGCAAUGUUAUUUGUUGCUGCACUCUACUGACUAUAGUAGCUUUGGCCAUUAUCGUAUUUGUACUUUAACACGGUCAAUGCGAACUGCUCUAUCGACACAAUCUUAGUCGCAUUGAACGUGUUAAAAAUAUACAACUUGAAUACAAAACUUUAAAUUCAAACGUUAACCAAUACUGUGAUUUUACUUGUUAAGUUUAAACAAGAUUUAUAAACAAAACAUAUCCAAAUUUACCUCUGUAAGUUAAGGAUUGAUAUUUAAAUACAUGUUUACCACUGAA
Molecule: messenger RNA, 1025 nt
Organism: Papilio polytes (common Mormon)
Lineage: Eukaryota; Metazoa; Arthropoda; Insecta; Lepidoptera; Papilionidae
Exons: 4
Coding region: 142-816 (224 amino acids)
Source: RefSeq, a predicted model, not a curated record